Paraglomus brasilianum is the source of this 1323-nucleotide messenger RNA. The record is from the annotation of a GenBank genome assembly. Lineage: Eukaryota; Fungi; Glomeromycota; Glomeromycetes; Paraglomerales; Paraglomeraceae.
AUGAGAGGCAAAUUAGCCUUGUUCGUGCUUAUUGUUGCCAUUUUACAACAGACGUAUGCUCUUUAUGAUAAAGAUGGCCCCGUUAUCAUCUUGAAUAAAAAUAAUUUUAAAGACGAGGUUAUAAUGACUGAGAAACUGGUCUUGGUAGAGUUUUUUGCUCCGUGGUGUCCACAUUGUCAAAGUAUCACUCAAGAGUAUAAGAACGCAGCAGCUACCUUGAAAGGUCUUGUAAAAGUUGCUUCCGUUGAUUGCAAUGAAGAUACCAAUCGUGGUUUAUGCCAAGAGUUUGAGAUUCAAGGAUUUCCUACUAUAAAGCUCUUUCCAAGCCGGCGUGUACCUGACAGACGGAACCCUGCCACGUACACUAAAAAACCAAAAUUGUAUUCUGGCCAGAGGACUGCUAAAGCAUUCGUGGACUAUGUGCUGGCUGAAUUACCAUCAUAUGUUCAACCGAUAUCAAACAAAUAUCCGACAAAAAAGUCGCUUACUAUCAAUGAAUUCUUGGAAAAGAAUGAUCGUACAACACCUUUGUACAAAGUUUUGUCAGCCGAUUAUCGCGGUGGAUUGUUUGGCGAGGUCAGACAGAAGGAAACCGAGAUAGUCUCAAGAUUCAACGUAACCACAUUUCCAACACUGUUAAUUAUUCCAAAAGGUGAAACCGAACCUAUCAAAUAUGAAGGCAAAUACAAUCACAAAUCUUUGUCUGAUUUCCUAAACAAAUAUAUAUCGACUGUCGAGAAGCCAGAAGAAACUAAAAAGACCGAGAAAAAGUCAACAACAGCAUCAUCUCCAAAGCCUGAACCAUUUAAUUCAAUCAUUAAUGAAAUAAAGACAGAGGAGGAUUUGAAAAAGCACUGUCUGUCUCAUACUGCUGGUCUCUGUAUCUUUACAUUCCUUCCGCUCGAGCCAGAAUAUCCAGAGUCAGUUGCAGAAUUCUCAAACGCAAAAGAGAUCCUAUCCAAAGUAAACGAGAACCUUUACAAUUUGUUAAAGAAUCAAGUGCCAUUAAGAUUCAUGUGGUUCAAUGCACUAGCAGAUGAAUCGAGAAAACUUAUCAAGGAUUUCAAGUUAGCGGAUGUUUUCCCCGUUUUAAUGGCUUACAGUCCUCACAAAAAGAUAUAUAGUCCAUAUUUAGGACCAUUUGAUGGUGAGGGAAUAGAAAAGUUUUUAAAAGAUGUUUUAAAUGGAAAAGGAAAUAGCUACAAGAUUGGAUUUGAAGUGUCGUUUGCACAAGAACCGAACAAGAAUGUGAAUGACAGUAGUGAUGAUGAAAGUGAUAAAGAAACUGAUAAAAACAAGGAACGAAAACAUGAAGAACUCUGA